UAAAUCGGUCGCUAUCAACUUGUCAGUUUCUAAGAACUGUGGACGCGUGCAACCGAAACUACGCUGUGAUAAAAUGGCUGACGAAGAAAACAACGCUGAUAAAAAGCCAAAUAGUACAUUUGGUAUUCGCCAUUUACAAGCGAUUCUGUUGCUGUUCGCACUGGUACUUGCGUACGGCAUGAGAGUAAAUAUGAGCAUAGCCAUCGUUGCAAUGACAGAUAAAGAUUCGGAGGAUUCUUUCGACUGGAGCAUCCAAAAACAAAGUGUAAUCCUGUCGUCAUUCUUCUGGGGGUACAUCGUCCUCCAGAUCCCGGCGGGAGAGCUCGCCGCCAGGCUUGGAGGGUCCAUCCUCGUCACAGUCUGCAUCGGCAUCAACGCUGUUGUAUCCGUGUUGAUACCAUGGAGCGCUUACUAUGGUGGUUGGAAGUUGGUGUGUGCAUGCAGAGUAUUCCAAGGUCUGACCCAAGGAUUUAUUGUUCCAUCAAUACACAACCUGAUUGGCAAGUGGGCUCCUGUGGAAGAAAAGAGUCGACUGGGUGCUUUGGUACAUUCUGGCUCUCAACUUGGAAAUGCAAUUCAAUUAGUGGCUGCUGGCUUCAUUGCUAGCAUUUGGGGCUGGCCAGCGAUAUUUUACGCAAACGGAGCUGUAGGCCUACUUUGGACUAUCAUCUACAUAUUCCUAGGCUCAGACUCUCCUCAAAAGUCUAGAAUGAUCAGCGAAGAGGAACGAUUGUAUAUACAGAGCUCUCUAGGGCAAGUUGGAAAACAGAAGAAACUAAAAACGCCCUGGAAAGCAAUAUGGACCUCCAUGCCUUUCAUUUCACUGAUCAUCCUCCACUGCGGACAGAACUGGGGAUUCUGGACUCUCAUGACUGAGAUGCCUUCUUAUAUGAAACAGAUUCUAGGUGUCGACAUUAAAGCCAACGGAGUGAUGUCAGCAUUACCUUACUUCGCCAUGUACCUGCUGAGCUUCCCGUUCGCUUUUCUUGCGGAUUACAUGCCGAAUAAGGGAUGGCUCAGCGUCACUGCUGUCAGAAAACUAUCAAAUUCUAUUGGAUUCUUCGGGCCAGCAAUAGCAUUAAUCGGUCUCUCCUAUACCCCCGCUGGCAACGUGAUGGUGGCAGUCAUCCUUCUAACUAUCGUAGUGGGACUGAAUGUGGGACACAUCACUGGUCUCAUGCUAGUACACCUGGACUUGGCACCAAACUUCGCGGGCACUCUGUUGGGCAUCACCAACUGCAGCGCCAAUAUCAUAUCCAUCAUAGCGCCGUUGGUAGCUGGAGCGGUACUCAAGGAUGAGACUGAUCCUGACGAUUGGCGUAAAGUAUUCUACAUAUCCUCGGCGGUGUAUAUUAUCACAAAUACAAUUUACUUGAUCUUCGGAACCAGCCAGAAGCAGAAGUGGAAUGAUUCCGAGGAAGAUAUUUCAAUAGAUGAAAAAAUACAGCGAAAGGAAGAAAAAGUUGUUUAAAGGUUGAUAUUAAUAAAAAGUAAAGCUA
This is a messenger RNA of Manduca sexta (tobacco hornworm), 1499 nucleotides long. RefSeq names its product putative inorganic phosphate cotransporter. Lineage: Eukaryota; Metazoa; Arthropoda; Insecta; Lepidoptera; Sphingidae. Gene Ontology annotation, cellular component: plasma membrane. The transcript is spliced from 11 exons. Gene Ontology annotation, biological process: transmembrane transport; monoatomic anion transport. Bases 74 to 1471 code for a protein of 465 amino acids. The record is from RefSeq and is a predicted model, not a curated record. Gene Ontology annotation, molecular function: transmembrane transporter activity.